Molecule: messenger RNA, 646 nt
Organism: Doryrhamphus excisus (bluestripe pipefish)
Lineage: Eukaryota; Metazoa; Chordata; Actinopteri; Syngnathiformes; Syngnathidae
Source: RefSeq, a predicted model, not a curated record
CCGCCUAUAAGAAGGUCAUGCGCCGUCCGGCCGCCGCUCGCCAACAUGGCCCCCAAGAAAGUGGAAGCAAAGAAGAGCACGGAGGCAAAGAAGGCCAAAGAGGAGACCCCAGCGCCCCCUCCGAAGGCGCCAGAACCUGAGCCGGAAGCUCCGGUGGACCUGAAAAGCACGGUGGUGGAAUUCAGCGCCGAGCAGAUAGAAGAGUUCCGCGAGGCCUUCACGCUGUUCGACGAGACCCCGACGGGCGAGAUGAAGAUCACGUACGGUCAGUGCGGCGACGUGAUGCGCGCCCUGGGCCACAACCCCACCAACCAGGAGGUCCUGAAGCUGCUGGGUCAGCCCAAAGCCGAGGAGCUGCACACCCGGCUGCUGGACUUUGACGGCUUCCUGCCCGUGCUGCAGCACGUGGCCCGCGCCAAGGACAACGCCCACUUUGAGGACUUCGUGGAGGGUCUCAGGGUCUUCGACAAGGAAGGAAACGGCACCGUGAUGGGGGCGGAGCUCCGCCACGUCCUGGCCACGCUGGGGGAGAAGAUGACGGAGGACGAGGUGGACCGGCUGAUGGCGGGACAGGAGGACGCCAACGGACACGUCAACUACACGGAGUUUGUCAAACACAUCCUGGCCGGAUGAGGUCAGAGGUCAC